AUUUACUAGUGUCCGAUCAAAAAAAAAAAAAAAAAAAAAAAUUUACUAGUGAAUACAUUCCAAGUUGUAAUUGUGUAUAGGGGUUUGAUAAUUUUUCAUAUCAUGCCCAGGGAUAGGGAUCCUCUAGUUGUUGGGCGUGUUAUAGGUGAUGUUUUGGACCCCUUCACAAGGUCCAUUUCUCUGAGGGUCACUUAUAACAACAGGGAGGUCAAUAAUGGUUGUGAGCUCAAACCUUCUCAUGUUGUCAACCAACCAAGGGUUGAUAUUGGUGGUGAUGAUCUCAGGACCUUCUACACUCUGGUAAUGGUAGAUCCUGAUGCACCAAGUCCAAGUGAUCCCAACCUAAGGGAAUACUUGCAUUGGUUGGUGACUGAUAUUCCAGCAACUACAGGGGCAAGCUUUGGGCAAGAGGUUGUCUGCUAUGAAAGUCCACGGCCAACAGUGGGGAUUCAUCGGUUUGCUUUCGUGUUGUUCCGUCAAUUGGGUAGGCAAACAGUGUAUGCACCAGGGUGGCGCCAGAAUUUCAAUACCAAGGACUUUGCUGAACUUUAUAAUCUUGGAUUGCCAGUGGCUGCUGUUUAUUUCAAUUGCCAGAGGGAAAGCGGCUCUGGAGGAAGAAGAAGAUAGGAGAAACACUCUACUAUCUUUUUUUAUUUAUUUAAAAUAAUAAUCUAGCAAGUAGCAUUAUAAAAGUGUUUAUGCAUGUACUAUGCAUGUAUGAGCUAAAUUUACCUACUAACACCUUGUCACUCUUUCCUUCUCCUUACAUAUAUAGGAGAUGUUUAGGACUAAGAAUUCUGGGAUGUGAACAUAUAUAAUAACAAUAAUAAUAUAGAUGGAAGUUUAAUAGUCUA
Quercus robur (English oak) is the source of this 854-nucleotide messenger RNA. Its product is annotated as protein HEADING DATE 3A. NCBI's taxonomy places the organism in Eukaryota, Viridiplantae, Streptophyta, Magnoliopsida, Fagales, Fagaceae. The record is from RefSeq and is a predicted model, not a curated record. Bases 103 to 627 code for a protein of 174 amino acids. The transcript has 4 exons.